Molecule: messenger RNA, 1362 nt
Organism: Sinocyclocheilus rhinocerous
Lineage: Eukaryota; Metazoa; Chordata; Actinopteri; Cypriniformes; Cyprinidae
Gene: dhrs12lb
Product: dehydrogenase/reductase (SDR family) member 12-like b
Exons: 10
Coding region: 65-1030 (321 amino acids)
Source: RefSeq, a predicted model, not a curated record
UCACAUGCAUCUGUCAGCUGUCAUAUCACUGCAGUCCAGUUGAGAAGAAACAACAGUGCUACAAAUGUGUCUCUACAGGAACAUAGUGUGGUUUAUCAAGGGAAUGAGGGAGUAUACAAGGUCUGGAUUUGAGAAUGCCUCUAAGAGCUUUGUAGCAAAGGACCUGGAUGUGUCUAUGGUGGGCCGUUCCUUCAUGAUCACCGGAGCCAACAGCGGAAUAGGGAAGGCGACAGCCAUGGCCAUAGCCAAAAAAGGUGGCACUGUUCAUAUUGUCUGCCGAAACCAAGAGCGAGCCGAGAGAGCCAGAGAAGAAAUCAUCUCAGCGAGUGGAAAUAAUGAGGUUUACGUCCACGUGUUGGACCUCUCCGAGUCAAGAAAGGUGUGGGAGUUCGCCGAGGCCUUUAAGAAGGAGCACUCAUCGCUCAAUGUUUUGAUCAAUAAUGCCGGAUGUAUGGUGAACCAGAGGGAAAUGAACUCUGACGGACUGGAGAAAAAUUUUGCCACCAAUACUCUUGGUGUUUAUGUUCUGACUAAAUGUCUGAUCCCAUUGCUGGAGAAGAGCAGGGACCCCCGAGUUAUCACGGUGUCAUCGGGAGGGAUGCUGGUGCAGAAACUAAACACGGAUGACCUGCAGACAGAGAGAGCUCCAUUUGAUGGUACCAUGGUAUACGCACAAAACAAGAGGCAGCAGGUAGUGAUGACAGAGGUCUGGGCGAAAGCAAAUCCCAAAAUUCAUUUCUCUGUGAUGCACCCUGGGUGGGCCGACACACCAGCGGUUGCCAAGGCGAUGCCUCAGUUCCAUCAGAUGAUGCGUGAUCGUCUGCGUACAGCGGAUCAGGGAGCCGAUACGGUCGUCUGGCUCACCGUGUCACGCGCCACCACUGCGUUUCCCAGCGGCCUUUUCUUCCAAGAUCGACAGCCGGUUUCAGCCCACUUGCCCCUGGCAUGGACACACAGCUCUCGACGGGAAGUCAAAGUGUUCAUGGCCCGGUUGGACACUUUGGCGAUGGCUGUCAAACCCUCAGAGUGAGAUAUUACACAUAGAACGUGUUAGGUAUUACAUGUCAGAUAACUGAGAGCUUUUACAGUAUGUAGUACUAAAAUAACACUCAUGUUAUAUGUAAUAAAGAAUGAUAUGAAUAUGAAUCUGUAACAACUACUGUAAUUGCAAAAUAAUCAUACAGAAACUAAAAGUAGUCUUAAACAACAUGAAACAUGAUGUAUUUCUGAGUGAAAUAGGACAUUUAACAAGAAACAAAAGUAGGCCGAGUUGUGAUUUUAUCCAUUGCCAAUGGACUGUAAAAAAAAAUUGUUUCCAUACAGUUGAGUUUGUAGUCAAUUGUAAAAACUGCUAUCUCCCUG